Messenger RNA from Capronia epimyces CBS 606.96, 1452 nucleotides. Its product is annotated as dimethylaniline monooxygenase (N-oxide forming). The coding region runs from base 1 to 1452 and encodes 483 amino acids. Gene Ontology annotation, molecular function: flavin adenine dinucleotide binding; NADP binding; N,N-dimethylaniline monooxygenase activity. The record is from RefSeq and is a predicted model, not a curated record. NCBI's taxonomy places the organism in Eukaryota, Fungi, Ascomycota, Eurotiomycetes, Chaetothyriales, Herpotrichiellaceae. The transcript has 4 exons.
AUGGCGGAAGCGCCCAUCAAACGAGUCGCCAUCAUCGGUGCGGGGCCUGCCGGUGCCAUUGCCAUCGAUGCAUUCGCGCAGGAACAGGCCUUUGAUGUUAUCCGGGUCUUUGAACGUCGAGAGCAAGCCGGAGGAUGCUGGCUCUACGACGAGGGCCAUCCUCGUCUUGCGAAUAUCAACGAAUUAGCCAAUCGCCAAACGGUAGAUCCUCCGGUCGAAAUACCGGCCAAAUUGCCCAGGCAGAGUACCAAGCAAAGCCACAAUCGAUAUCUGGAAACCCCAGUGUAUCCCUACCUGGAAAGCAAUGUUGACGCCGACGUGAUGGGAUACUCACAGGAGCCGGUUCCAGCGGAAAGAAGUCAACGCUCAAUUGCCCUCCACGGCGUGGAUACUCCAUUUCGGCCAUAUCAAGUCUUCCAGAAGUACAUUCAGGGUCUGGUCAACAGGAAAGGCUACCAAGACCUGGUCGAGUACAACACCACUGUAGAGCGCGCAACCAAGAAGAAUGGUGAGUGGGAGCUCGUUCUGAGAAGAAGUGGCGACACGACCGACUAUUGGUGGAAGGAGACCUUUGAUGCCGUGGUGGUGGCGAGCGGACACUACGCAGUACCAUAUUUCCCUCUAAUUCAAGGAUUACAAGAAUUCGAACAAAACUUCCCCGGGUCGGUGAUUCAUUCCAAAGCUUACCGAGGCCGGGACAGCUACCGGGGCAAGAAAGUGAUCGUCGUGGGCGCGUCAGUGUCGGGCGCUGAUACAGCUGUUGAUCUCCUCGGGGUUGCGCAAUCGCCGGUGUACGCUGUGGUGAAGGGUCACAAAACAAAUAUGUAUUUUGGGGACCACGCCUUCCAGCAUCCAGCCAUCAAACAGCUGCCUUCAAUCCAGCGCGUUGAUCCGAAGUCGAGGACAGUCUUCUUCGCAGACGGAGAGACGGUGCCAAACGUUGACGCCAUCAUCUUUGCCACGGGGUAUACGUGGACACUGCCCUUCCUGCCACAGAUCCCCAUCAGGAACAACCGCAUUCCGGAUCUGUACUUGCAUAUAUUCCAUCAGAGCGACCCAACGCUGGCUUUCAUAGGAGCGAUAGGAGCCGGCUUGACAUUCAAAGUGUUCGAAUGGCAGGCAGUGAUCGCCGCCCGCGUUCUUGCCGGGCGUGCCACGCUUCCAUCGCUGGAGGAGCAGAAGGCGUGGGAGCGCGAUCGAAUUGCGGAGAAAGGCGAUGGUCCAGCUUUCACAGUCCUGUGGCCCAAGUUUGAGGAAUAUUUCGAGACAAUCCGCAAACUUGCGGGCGAGCCAUCACCGACGCGGCCGGGCAGGAAACUUCCGCCCUUUGACACGCGCUGGGUCAAGGCUUUCCUCGAAGGUCACCAGAGGAGGAUAAAAAUGUGGAAACGGGCAAAUGCAGAAGCGGAGGAGCGCGUCAAAGAAGCCGCACUAGUUCUAGCGAAGCUUUAG